AUGCAUCUCCUCCUUUCUCUUGUAUUGUUUCUCUCCUUGACCUACGAUGUCCUGGCUGUGCCAGCCCCUCUUCAUCACGUCCGGAAAAGCAGGUCUUUCCGCAUCGAGCGUGUCAAGCGCAGCGACUAUGUUGCCCACGGCCCCAGCGCGUUGCGCAAAGCGUACCGCAAGUUUGGAAUUGCCCCAACCAACUUUACUGGCAUUGAGCUGAGCGACUUUGAGCCAUUCAAUCUAACAAAGUCCGCGGUGACCACCAACCAAAACAACGUUGAUGAGCCAGACCAGACCGGCGCCGUCAGCGCCACGUCGGUGCAGGGUGAUGUCGAAUUCGUAUCGCCCGUCACUAUUGGCGGCCAAACGGUCACCAUGGACUUUGAUACCGGAUCGGCUGAUAUGUACGUUUUCCCGCAUCAAUUUAUUCUGCCAUUGAGAAUCACGGUGAUGAUUAACCUAUCUCCCUUUCGCAGGUGGGUGAUGAACUCCAAACUCCAGGCUUCUAUGAUCAAGGGCCGCACAGUGUACGAUCCUAGCAAAUCUAGUACCUACAAGCAAGUGGACGGGGGCGCCUUCAAGAUCUCCUACGGCGACUCUUCCUCUGCCUCCGGCGGACUGGCGCAGGAUACUGUCAACAUUGGCGGUGCAACCGUGACAAGCCAAUAUUUCGGUCUGCCGACCACCGUCUCUUCCUCCUUCAUCGAAGACACCUACUCAAAUGGCCUCGUCGGCCUGGGCUUCUCCUCCAUCAACACCUUCGACCCCGGCCCACAGAAAACUUUCUUCGAAAACAUCGCCGCAGACCUUGAAGAGCCCGUCCUUACCGCCAGGCUGCGCAGCGACGGCGUCGGCGAGUACGAGUUCGGCCAAAUCGAUCACAGCAAGUACUCCGGCGCACUGGUGAACGUCAGCGUCGACUCGUCCAGUGGAUUCUGGCAGUUCGAGGCUGGUUAUUUCGCCGUGGGCAGCGGGUCCUUGCAGAAGGUUACCCAGGUGCCGGCCGCCAUUGCGGACACUGGUACCUCGCUGAUGCUAGUGAGUCCUGAGGUGGUCGAGGCGUAUUACAAGGAGGUCCAGGGUGCUGCGUAUUCAAGCAGUGUGAGCGGCUAUAUCUAUCCGUGCUCGGCGGAGUUGCCCAGUCUCACUGUUGCGCUGGGCGACAAGUACCAAGCUACUAUUCCGGGAUCGCUGGUGAACUUUGCGGAGGUCGGGACGAAUACGACUACCGGUGCCACGGUGUGCUAUGGCGGCAUCCAGUCGAAUGAAGGGUCGAGCCUGCAGAUCUUCGGCGAUGUGUUCCUGAAAGCUUUGUUCGUGGUUUUUGACCAGCGGGGUCCGUCGCUGGGAUUUGCGUCACCGACAUGA
Messenger RNA from Penicillium canariense, 1359 nucleotides. RefSeq names its product pepsin-like aspartic protease. The record is from RefSeq and is a predicted model, not a curated record. Bases 1 to 1359 code for a protein of 452 amino acids. Gene Ontology annotation, molecular function: aspartic-type endopeptidase activity. Gene Ontology annotation, biological process: proteolysis. NCBI's taxonomy places the organism in Eukaryota, Fungi, Ascomycota, Eurotiomycetes, Eurotiales, Aspergillaceae. The transcript has 2 exons.